Lodderomyces theae is the source of this 1011-nucleotide messenger RNA. It is a transcript of the gene ADH5, whose product is annotated as Adh5p. Gene Ontology annotation, molecular function: oxidoreductase activity; zinc ion binding. Lineage: Eukaryota; Fungi; Ascomycota; Pichiomycetes; Serinales; Debaryomycetaceae. The record is from RefSeq and is a predicted model, not a curated record. The transcript has a single exon. The coding region runs from base 1 to 1011 and encodes 336 amino acids.
AUGUCAAUCCCAUCUACUCAAUACGGGUUUGUAUACACUAAACAAAAUGGACUCACGUUGAAGAAUGAUUUGCCAGUGCGCAAGCCCAAAUCUGGCCAGUUGUUGUUGAAGAUUGGUGCUGUUGGAUUGUGUCACUCUGAUUUGCACGUUAUUUAUGAAGGAUUGGACUGUGGUGACAAUUACGUAAUGGGCCAUGAGAUUGCAGGAACUGUUGCUGCUGUUGGGGAAGAUGUGACUGGAUACAAGGUUGGUGAUCGUGUUGCUUGUGUGGGGCCAAAUGGAUGUGGCGAAUGCAAGUAUUGUCGUGGGUCUACUGAUAAUGUAUGCAAACAAGCUUUUGGUGAUUGGUUUGGAUUGGGUAAUGAUGGUGGAUACCAACAGUACUUGUUGGUGCAAAGACCUCGCAACUUGGUUCGUGUGCCGGGUAAUGUGUCGUUUGAUGUCGCUGCUGCGUCAACGGAUGCAGUAUUGACGCCAUACCACGCCAUCAAAAUGGCUAAAGUUUCACCAACAUCUAAUGUGUUGAUGGUUGGUGCUGGUGGAUUGGGUGGGAACGCAAUCCAAAUCGCCAAGGCAUUUGGUGCAAAAGUUACCGUUUUGGAGAAGAAGAAGGAGGCUCGUGAUCAGGCCAAAAAAUUGGGAGCUGAUGAAGUUUACGAGUCUUUGCCUGGAUCAAUAACUCCGGGGUCAUUUUCAUCAUGUUUUGACUUUGUUUCCGUGCAAGCCACCUUUGAUUUGUGUCAGAAGUUUGUUGAGCCAAAGGGCAUCAUUGUGCCUGUGGGGCUUGGUGCACCCAAAUUGAGUUUUGAUUUGAGUGAUUUGGCAUUGCGGGAGGUGCAGAUUUUGGGUACUUUUUGGGGGACGACGAAUGAUUUGGAUGAUGUUAUGCAGUUGGUUAGCGAGGGAAAGGUUAAGCCGGUUGUACAAAGUGCUAAUUUGAAGGAGUUGCCGGAAUAUAUUGAUAAAUUGAGAAACAAUGCAUACGAGGGAAGAGUUGUAUUCAAUCCAUGA